This is a messenger RNA of Oreochromis niloticus (Nile tilapia), 4172 nucleotides long. RefSeq names its product cullin 4B (gene cul4b). The record is from RefSeq and is a predicted model, not a curated record. NCBI's taxonomy places the organism in Eukaryota, Metazoa, Chordata, Actinopteri, Cichliformes, Cichlidae. The coding region runs from base 523 to 3129 and encodes 868 amino acids. Gene Ontology annotation, cellular component: cullin-RING ubiquitin ligase complex. Gene Ontology annotation, molecular function: ubiquitin protein ligase binding. Gene Ontology annotation, biological process: ubiquitin-dependent protein catabolic process. The transcript is spliced from 20 exons.
CGAAACGGUCACAGCGCUUGGGUUGGUUUAGAAAAAAAGAAACACGCUUGUGCAAAAACUACUUUUGUACAAAGUACUUCCGGUGGGGUCACGGACUAGCUUUUCUGAGCGGAUUUUUCCCGUGUUCGCCGACGGCUGUUUUCCUCCCAUGUGAGCGUGUUCUCGUAGUUUCUGCGUUUCUCCUGUAAAUAUUUUUCGUUAACAGCCGCUUUCCUCAAACCGCUCACUCUCUGCACGACUUUACGACGCGCUUAGACAAGCGAGGCAAAAGAGGAAGCAAUAGCCAACCAUCUUUCGUCUCCUGCCAGCAAUAACAAGACAGCGACGAGGCUAGGUUCAAGAGGAGCUUCUGUAGUUUGUGAUUUAUUGUCUGUUUUAUACAGGAUAGAGGACUUUGGUUUAACCUCUCCGCGUUAAGGCAGAUAAAAGCUCUCGGACGCUGAGCUUUCCCCCCCCUCCCGGCGACCCUGGAAGUUUCCGAUCAGAAGACUGACUGUUAAGAAUUAGUAUUCCCGUUUUUUCAUGUUUCCAACAGGUUUAUCUUCCCCUAAUCCCCCACCACCGCCAACCCAGGAGGCUAGACCCGCGGCUACUGAUGUCAAAACCGACAGCGGUAACAUCACAUCUUCGAAAAAGAGGAAAAUAAACGGCUCCGAGAGGGAAGACACUAGUGACACGAUCUCCUCUUCGCCUCCAAAGACCCUGAAUUCCUCCUCCUCCUCCUCCUCUUCCUCUUGCUCUCCCACUCCGCUGCACAUUCAGAAGAAGUUGAGGUUUGAGGAUUCAGUGGAUUUUAUUGGACUCGAUGUGAAAAUGGCUGAGGAGGCUGCUGCUGCUGCUGCUGCUGCUUCGUGCUCCAAUAACAAAAGCAAAGCCAUGUUCCUGCCCGGCGGCGUGGGGCACCACGCAAACGGACUGACGAAAACUGCAGGAUCCACCACCUUCUCCAACAGUAAACCCGGUGCUGCCAAGAAACUAGUCAUCAAGAACUUCAGAGAAAAACCCAAAUUGCCCGAGAACUACACGCAGGAGACCUGGCAGAAGCUGAAGGAGGCGGUGGAGGCCAUACAGAACAGCACGUCAAUCAAAUACAAUCUAGAGGAGCUCUACCAGGCUGUGGAAAACCUCUGCUUCCAUAAGAUCUCUGCCAAGUUGUACAAACAGCUGAGGGCCGUGUGUGAAGACCACAUCAAGGCACAAAUUGAUCAGUUCAGAGAGGAUGCCCUGGACAGCGUGCUUUUCCUGAAGAAAAUUGACAAGUGCUGGCAAGAUCACUGCAGACAAAUGAUCAUGAUUAGGAGUAUAUUCCUGUUUUUGGAUCGCACCUACGUUUUACAGAAUUCCAUGCUGCCAUCAAUUUGGGACAUGGGUCUGGAGCUGUUCCGGUUCUACAUCAUCAGCGAUCUGAAGGUUCAGAGCAAAACCAUCGACGGGAUUCUGCUGCUCAUUGAGAGGGAGCGAAACGGAGAGGCGAUAGACCGCAGUCUGUUGAGGAGCCUGCUGAGCAUGCUCUCUGACCUUCAGAUUUAUCAAGAGUCCUUUGAGCAACGCUUUCUGGAGGAAACUAAUCGACUGUACGCUGCAGAGGGACAGAGGCUGAUGCAGGAGAGAGAGGUACCAGAAUAUCUCCAUCAUGUUAACAAGCGCUUGGAGGAGGAGGCUGACAGAGUAAUCACGUACCUAGACCAGAGCACACAAAAAUCGCUCAUCGCUAGUGUGGAGAAGCAGCUGCUUGGUGAACAUCUCACGGCAACUCUGCAAAAAGGUCUGACCAACCUGCUGGAUGAGAACAGAAUUCAGGAUCUGUCUCUCCUCUAUCAGCUCUUCAGUCGAGUGCGUGGUGGUGUUCAGGUGCUCCUGCAGCACUGGAUAGAAUACAUAAAGGCUUUUGGAAGCACAAUCGUAAUCAAUCCGGAAAAAGACAAAACCAUGGUGCAGGAGUUGCUGGACUUUAAAGAUAAAGUGGAUCUCAUCAUCGACGUGUGUUUCAUGAAGAAUGAGAAAUUUGUUAAUGCCAUGAAGGAAGCUUUUGAAACAUUCAUCAACAAACGGCCAAAUAAACCUGCAGAGCUCAUAGCAAAACAUGUGGAUUCAAAGCUGAGGGCAGGAAACAAAGAGGCCACGGAUGAAGAGCUGGAGAAGAUGCUGGAUAAGAUCAUGAUUAUCUUUAGAUUCAUCUAUGGAAAAGAUGUUUUCGAGGCGUUUUACAAAAAGGACCUGGCUAAGAGGUUGCUGGUUGGAAAAAGUGCCUCUGUUGAUGCUGAAAAAUCAAUGCUGUCAAAGCUUAAACACGAAUGUGGAGCAGCGUUCACCAGCAAGUUGGAGGGGAUGUUCAAGGACAUGGAGCUUUCUAAGGACAUCAUGGUGCAGUUCAAACAGUAUAUGCAGUGCCAAAACAUUCCCGGCAAUAUCGAGCUGACAGUGAAUAUCCUCACUAUGGGCUACUGGCCAACGUACGUCCCUAUGGAAGUGCACCUGCCACCUGAGAUGGUGCGACUGCAGGAGAUCUUCAAGACUUUCUACCUGGGCAAACACAGUGGCAGGAAGCUGCAGUGGCAGUCGACGUUAGGCCACUGUGUCUUAAAAGCUGAAUUUAAAGAGGGCAAGAAGGAGCUGCAGGUGUCACUUUUCCAAACCCUUGUCUUACUGAUGUUUAAUGAGGGAGAAGAGUUCACCCUGGAAGAGAUCAAAGUGGCAACAGGAAUAGAGGACAGUGAACUACGGCGGACUCUUCAGUCACUUGCAUGUGGUAAAGCACGUGUCCUCACCAAAAUCCCAAAAAGCAAAGAUGUGGAAGAUGGGGACAAGUUUUCCUGCAAUGACGACUUCAAACACAAGCUCUUCAGGAUCAAAAUAAACCAGAUCCAGAUGAAAGAAACAGUGGAGGAGCAAGCCAGCACCACAGAAAGAGUCUUUCAGGAUCGUCAGUACCAGAUCGAUGCUGCCAUUGUGCGGAUCAUGAAGAUGAGGAAGACUCUGACCCAUAAUCUUUUGAUGUCUGAAGUGUACAGUCAGCUGAAGUUUCCCGUCAAGCCUGCUGACUUGAAAAAGAGAAUAGAGUCUCUUAUUGACAGGGACUACAUGGAGCGUGACAAGGAGAACUCCAACCAGUACAACUAUGUGGCUUAGAUGAAAGAAAGGUGGAUGCAGGUGGUCCAGUCAGGAAGAAAGCCGUUCUGAGUGCUCGGUCUCUAAAUCGUCUGCUCCAGUGGAUGUUAUCCAUUAUCAUCUUCAACCCAGCGACCGACAACUGAAUGGCUAUUGCUCCACAGGGUUUUUCGUCAGGGGUCUUGCGAUCCUGUGGACUGCAUGCCUAUUGAAAAGAGAAUAUUGUCCAUAUUUGUCAGUGCCUCUGAGAGAGCUGGGACAAAGAAGACACACAGAUAUUGUUCAGUUUGCUCUUUUUUUUUUCUUUUUUUUUAAUGGAGAGGAAAAGUAUUUAUUUUCAAACUUAGAUUCUUCUUUGUCCAUGGUUUGAAUCAAUAUGCUCUUUGUUAUCAAGUCACUAUUUUUUUUCUUCCUUUUUGUUCAUCCAGUAUCCCAGGCAAAUGCUAACACACCUAACAAUGCUCUAAAUGUACCACAUGUUUGAGAGAGAAAAAAGGAUAAAAAUUAAACUGAUGCUUGUUUCUUCUGUCAGUGUCAAAAGUGGGACUAACAUUUAAAGUAGGGAACUGGUAAUUUUGGGAAUUUCUGUGGCAAAUGUGUGAUCCUGCAUCAGCAAAGUUUUACAGUUUCAAGGCCAUGUAGCCCAGUGAUAUAGCUAUGUUUGUAAUCACACAAAAUGUGCCAAAAAUGGAGCACUUCUUGUUGUUAUAGGCUAUAAUGAAGCUGCUAAGGCAGCCCACUUGUAUAAGUAAACACAUUUAAGUUUCUCUUUUGCUUUUUCUUUGAAGGUCAUUUUUGUACAUGCACCACAAAGCAUUUUAAAUAAUCUGAGAUGGCAGUCCACUCUGUGUUAGGUUUUUGAUGACCCUUACUAAAAGCACAAUACGAUGAGAGUCCACAUUCAGUGUCAUUACUACACACUUUUUUUUUAAGUCUCCCUAUGAGGCUUACUGAAAAAUGGAUGGAAAAUGCCUCAACAUAUGAGGAAGACAAUGAUUGAUCAGAUAUGCCGUUGUUUGUAUGAGUCUGUUAGAUUUCUUCAGAUUAAAAUAACUGUUUCAGUG